Silurus meridionalis is the source of this 3354-nucleotide messenger RNA. It is a transcript of the gene kdm4aa, whose product is annotated as lysine (K)-specific demethylase 4A, genome duplicate a. Bases 14 to 2788 code for a protein of 924 amino acids. The transcript has 14 exons. Gene Ontology annotation, biological process: chromatin remodeling. The record is from RefSeq and is a predicted model, not a curated record. NCBI's taxonomy places the organism in Eukaryota, Metazoa, Chordata, Actinopteri, Siluriformes, Siluridae. Gene Ontology annotation, cellular component: nucleus. Gene Ontology annotation, molecular function: histone H3K36 demethylase activity; histone H3K9 demethylase activity.
AGGGCAGGGAGAGAUGGAGAGUGAGACAGAGGGAGAGGCGGUAAAGAACAUAACAGUUAAGGAAGACCUGAGGGAAACAGAGAGAGGCGAGUUGGAGAACCUAACAGGGCAGGAAGAGAUGAAGAGUGAAUCCGAGAGAGAGGAGGUGGAGAACAUAGUGCAGGAAGAGAUGAAGAGUGGAACAGAGAGAGAGGAGGUGGAGAACAUAGUGCAGGAAGAGAUGAAGAGUGAAUCCGAGAGAGAGGAGGUAGAGAACAUAGGGCAGGAAGAGAUGAAGAGUGAGACAUUGAGAGAGGAGGUGGAGAACAUAACAGUAAAGAUAGACAUGGAGAGUGAGACAGGGACAGGGGAGAUGGAGAACAUAACACUGAAGGAAGAAAUGGAGAUUGAGGCAGGAGAAAAUGAGGUGCUGUUAAAAAAGGCUGAUGAAGAAGAUAGUAAAACAGACAUUGCAGAGACCAUAAAGUCAGAAAAAGUAGAAGAGAGAGGGAGAGAAAUGAUGGAGACAGAAAGAGAAAAAGAGGUCACAGAGACUGAAGAAGUGACGAAGACCAGAAGAACUUCUGUUCAGAGGAAGAGAAGCAGUUCCAAGCCGAAGGUGAGGAUAAAAAGGCAAAGAGGAGCCAGUGCUGGUUCUGUCGACCCUGUAGAGCAGGUCAAACGAAAGAGAACCAGACUCAGUCAGCCUUUAACACGCCAGGGUAGGACCUAUGUGAGUGACAAUGAGGAGGAUAUAGAAGCAGUCACUCCAGCAUUGAAGCGGGAAAAGAAGCCAGACCACUCCCACACAGAGACUCCAUCUCCUCACCUUCCAUCAAAUAAACAGCCAAACACUCCUAAAACUCCUAACCGAAGCCAUAGCACUUCUCCUUCCUGCCAUAUCACUGCGCCUUCCCAGCCUCGCAGCGCAGCCUCUCGGCCCAAAGAAUCCACUCCGUGCUGUGAUCAUAGAACUAAGCGCCCUCAGCCUAACAGCAGCACCUCUCCAUCUCGACGUGCAGUAAUCACCAAACCCAGCAAAACCAUCGUUCAUUCUCCAUCUAGCAUCACCAUUGCAGACCCAAGUGACCUCAGACAUCAGGCUAAACCCAGCAGUAACUCAAGGCACCGAGUCGAUAUCACACCAAAACGCAGGAAAGCCAGCCCUAAACAUGACGCCAAGCCCAGGGAGAGUCGCGGCAACGAGGACGCUGAUGAGCUUAAGGCUGCCUAUGGAGGAAGCUCAGCUCAGCGGAUUUUCCAACGGACACUCAGUCCAGCUGAGGUGCUACACGUACACAGCUACGCUAAAGGAGACUACAGCGAGCUGGACCGAGAACAAAAGGACAGUGACACUGACACAGAGAUGCAGGAGUACGGACAGCAGGGGGCAGAAGACUGCUCUUACGAGGCGUUGAACAGUCUAGCGAGGCUGCCCAAACAUCAUCCGUUAAUAAAGGACAGCAUCAGUGAUGAGGAGCUUCAGGAUCAGUCGUUAAUUGAGGAGGAUGGUUUAGAGGGUGAGCUGUGGGCUAAGCCUCUGGCUCAGCUGUGGCAGAACAGACCUUAUAAUGAACAGCGAGAGAGAGAGUACAACAGAGAGAUGGGCCUCCAGCCACCAUACUGCUCCAUCUGCAUGAUCUUCCAAACGCACCAACGGUCUGAAGAGGCCGACUGUGAGCAGAAUGCAGUUCAGGUUGGACGUCAAAUGAGGACAAAGCCAUUGAUCCCUGAGAUGUGCUUCAGCACAACCACUGAAGAGUGCCCUGAACUUCUCCUGUCCACGCCGUACUUGGAUCAAGACGGAACCAGCCUGCUCAUCAGCUGCUCCCAGUGCUGUGUGCGAGUACAUGCCAGUUGCUAUGGCGUUUCCUUGGAAAGAGUUACAAAAGACUGGAAAUGUGCCCGUUGCAAAGCCAAUGCCCUCACUGAGAGUUGUUGUCUAUGCUCAUUAAGAGGUGGAGCCUUACACAGAGCCAACAAUGACAAGUGGGUGCACGUGCUGUGUGCGGUGGCAGUGUUAGAAGCUCGCUUCGUGAACAUCACUGAGAGAUCGCCAGUGGAUCUCAGUGGAAUUCCCCUACAGAGAUUUAAACUGAAAUGUUACUACUGUAAGAGGCGGAUGAAGAAGACAACAGGCUGCUGCGUGCAGUGUUCUCAUGGCCGCUGCCCCACCUCGUACCAUCCUACCUGUGCCCAGGCUGCAGGUGUGCUUAUGCACCCAGAUGACUGGCCUUUCAUCGUCUAUGUCACCUGCUGCCGUCAUAAAGGCCCUGUCCAAUCAGAGAGGAACAAGGAAGCCAUGAGGGAUAUCAGCGCUGGCCAGAAAGUGAUCUGCAAACACAAAAACGGACGCUACUACCAGUGCGAUGUGGUUCAGCUGACGAAAGAGACAUUUUACGAGGUCAACUUUGACGAUGGCUCCUUCAGCGACAACCUUUUUCCUGAGGACAUUGUGAGUCGUGACUGUGCCCAGCUGGGUCCCCCACCCUCAGGAGAGGUUGUGCAAGUGCGCUGGACAGACGGACUCAUCUAUGGAGCCAAGUUUGUGGCAGCACACGUCAUUCAAAUGUACCAUGUGGAGUUCGAAGAUGGCUCACAGCUUACAGCCAAGAGAGACGAUGUCUACACGUUAGACGAAGAACUGCCAAAAAGGGUGAAAUCUAGACUGUCGAAGGCUUCGGACAUGCGUUUCGAUGGGAUCUUCGGAGAGAAGAAGCUGCAGGACAGCAAGCGGCAGCGUGUGAUUAACUCCAGAUACAGAGGCGACUACAUCGAGCCAGUCAUCUACCGAACCAUAAUGGAGUAACCAGCAUUAUCAUCUUCUUCCUCCUCACAGCACCAGCAUUGAUCAAGCAAAGCUCCCACACACUUCUCACACUGCAAAGUGAGAAUGUUUCUUUUUUUGUGUGUGACGUUGUAUACAUACUUUAAAAAAAAAAAAAAAAAAGGUUUUAAUGGCUCCAAGAGCAAUGCCAUCACUCUGAUCUCUGAAUUGUUUGUUAGGGAAGGCAUUUUUAAAGUACACACACAUACCUGUGCCACAUAAAUUGAGACAUGAUGUAGUUUUUAUAUCCUUACUGGAAAAUGAGCCACUUAUGCAUACACUUUGGCCAGAAAGCAUUAGAUUUUCUACUAGUUUUAUACAGUUCCUCAUUGUUUCCUCCUGUUGUUCAGCUUGCAUUAAUUUAUUUCCCUCUGAGUUCAGGGUGCUAAUACUUGCCCUUGUAUAUUUUUAUGGAACGGAGGAAACAUUGCCAUUUUAUCAACAUGAACACCUCCUCUUUUUUUUUUCUUUCUUCACACUGUUCAAAUUGUACAGCUGCAUUCCUGAAUAUUGUAGAUUAUUUGCAUAAUGAAUUUUUGUUCUUUUUG